ACCGGGGAAGUGCAGUGCUUUUGGUUUUAUUUUGGUGGGGGCGGUUUUGAAAGACGUACAGUAAAAGCUAUCAGUAGUUCUAAGCAUUUCCGGUGUAAGAUGAGUGUUCCGGUUUCGACACUAAAGAAUUUGAGUAUUUGUAGAAGGAGUUUGAGGAUCUGAGACCAGGAAUGGCUGCUGUUGACAGCUUUUACCUUCUGUACCGGGAGGUUGCCCGUACUUGCCAUUGCUAUGUAGAGGCACUGGCUGUAGUGGGAGCAUGGUACACAGCCAGGAAAACUAUUGGUUUCCUAUGUGACUCUUACAGUCUGAUCAGAUUGCACUUCAUCCCAGGACUCAUUAGCAGGACAGAUCUCCUCAAGCAGUAUGGCAAAUGGGCCAUAGUUAAUGGUGCCGCAGACAGCAUCGGUAAGGCUUAUGCAGAGGAGCUGGCAGGUCGAGGCAUCAACAUUAUCCUCAUUGGCCAUCAAAACAGCACUUUACAGAUCAUAGCCAAGAACCUUUCAGAAACCUUCAGUGUUGAGGUGGUUGUUAUUGAAACUGAUUUAAGCAGUGGCCGUGACGCUUAUUCCCCCAUAAGAGAAACUCUGAGGGAUAAAGAGAUAGGCAUCUUAAUAAACAAUGUCAAUGUGCGCUGUGAAUACCCACAGUAUUUUACUCAAGUACAUGAAGACAGACUUUGGGAUAUCAUUAACGUUAACAUUGCUGCAGCAAGCAUGAUGGUGCAUAUUGUGCUACCGGGAAUGAUAGACAGGAAAAAAGGUGCCAUUGUAAACAUUUCUUCUGGUUCAUGCUGCAAACCUUCUCCACAGAAAACAGCUUAUUCUGCAUCAAAGGCUUACCUUGACCAUUUCAGCAGAUCAUUACAUUAUGAAUAUGCUUCAAAAGGCAUCUUUGUUCAAAGUUUAAUGCCGUUUGAUGUGGCUUCACACAGGACAGCAGCUUUUGAUGACAGUCACUCAUGGCUGGUGCCCUCAGCCAGGACAUAUGCACGAUGUGCAGUUUCGACUCUUGGACUUUCCAACAGGACUACAGGCUAUUGGUCCCACACACUCCAGUUUCUGUUUGCACAAUACAUGCCAGAAUGGCUGUGGAUACAAGGAAUGAACUUGCUCAACAAUAGACUGCACAAGGAAACCUUUUCAUAAUCCGUUAAACUUAACCUCUGGUAUACUGAAGAUUGAUUGAUGUUUCUUCAACAGCCAUUAUAGCUGAAGCACUGUUCCUUGUUUUUCUUCCUGGUGUGAAAUGCUGCUUAGCUAUUAGUGAAGCACUAAAUGUGAGAAAGGUGAAUGUGCCUUCCUUACAGUUUCAGAUAGACUUUUCACAGUAAACUGCAGUGAUAGUGAACAUGUAUUGUGUCAGCACAAGCUUGAUAAAUCUGUAUUUAAAGUUACAGAAGUGUAAAUGACAUUGUAUCACCAAGCUGUGAACAUCAGCAAAAUACCACACUACUAGUGUGACAAGUAUAGUCAGUGGCAUAGCGUUUGAGUUGUGUGUGAGUGAGCACAUACUAUCUAGGUAGUUUGUAUUUUUGAUGUGAAUAGAUUAAAAACAUUAAAAAUAUUACUAAGUAGUGA
This is a messenger RNA of Protopterus annectens (West African lungfish), 1580 nucleotides long. RefSeq names its product hydroxysteroid dehydrogenase like 1 (gene HSDL1). The record is from RefSeq and is a predicted model, not a curated record. NCBI's taxonomy places the organism in Eukaryota, Metazoa, Chordata, Ceratodontiformes, Protopteridae. Bases 171 to 1148 code for a protein of 325 amino acids. Gene Ontology annotation, molecular function: oxidoreductase activity. The transcript has 5 exons.